UGUCGUCAGAGGAAAUAUACUUUAAAAAGACUGUGAAUGAAACGCAUUUUUCUCAGAAUAUAUCACGAAAAGAGCUCACACAAAGAUUUGGCUGAUGCUACAGCCGUUGGCUCUUUGAGCCAGAGCCUCUUGGAAUUAAUUCCUUACGGAAAUUUGAUGGCAGGAUAAUGGGGUACGAAUUGAACCGAUUCCAAGGUGAUGUUGAUGAAGAGUUAAUCUGCCCUAUCUGUAGUGGAGUUCUGGAGGAACCCCUGCAGGCCCCUCAGUGCGAACAUGCCUUUUGUUCGACCUGUAUUUUAGAGUGGCUGACACGACAACCCACCUGUCCUGUAGAUCGCAACCCUAUCACUCCCAACCAGCUCAAACCAGUUCCCCGCAUCCUGCGGAACCUGUUGUCGCGAUGUCAGAUCGCAUGUGAUAACGCCGGUUUUGGGUGCACAGCAGUGGUGAAACUGGACAUGCUGCAGUCACACCUCCAGGAAUGUGAGCACAACCCAAAAAAACCAGUCCAUUGUGAGCUGGGCUGUGGGCUGGUUGUGCCCAAAGAUGAGUUGAAGGACCACAACUGUGUUCGCGAGCUCCGCACUGUAAUGCAGCAACAACAACAGAAGAUAACAGAAAUACAGACAGAGGGCUCGGAGCACAAACUCCAGAUCAGCGAACUGAAACGCGAGGUCCACCUGCUGAAGGAGUACAUGAAGUCUCUGAGGGCGUCCAACCCUCGACUGAGGGAGAUCCAGACAGAAAUGGAGAACUCGGAUGUAUUAAGGUGGCUGAACAGCUUACAGCCUGCGCGGGUGACACGCUGGGGUGGCAUGAUCUCCACGCCUGACGCCGUGCUGCAAGCAGUGAUCAAACGUGCACAGAUGGACAGCGGCUGCCCAAGUCACAUCGUCAAUGAGCUGAUGGAAAACGCUCAUGAGAGGAGGUGGCCGCCUGGACUCAGCACACUGGAAACGCGCCAGCUCAACCGACGCCAGUACGAGAACUAUGUCACAAAGAGAAUACCUGGGAGACAAGCCGUUGUGGUGAUGGCCUGUGAAAACCAGCACAUGCCUCCAGAUUUGAUAUUAGAACCAGGCCUAGUCAUGAUAUUUGCUCAUGGAGUGGAAUAGGCUGGUAUAUACAUUCAUGCCUUCAUCAUCAGAGAGGGUAUAGGAGAAGGGAAGUAAUCCACAAACUACGCAGAAACAUGACACCAGAUGGCAGGACAGGGAAAUCACAAUACCAGUAGGAUUUGAGGAGGAGGUGGGGUUUUUUUCGAAAGGAAACCAAAUGAAGUCUCUUUUCUAACUUGAGUCCUGCAUUGCACCUGAAGUUUAGCAUAUUUCAGAUGUCACAGUUUGCUUAAUUCUGUUUCAUUCAACCACGUUAUGGGGCCACAUUGAUUGAUUGUCUUACUAUA
Messenger RNA from Liolophura sinensis, 1405 nucleotides. RefSeq names its product E3 ubiquitin-protein ligase NRDP1-like. Gene Ontology annotation, molecular function: ubiquitin protein ligase activity. The record is from RefSeq and is a predicted model, not a curated record. NCBI's taxonomy places the organism in Eukaryota, Metazoa, Mollusca, Polyplacophora, Chitonida, Chitonidae. Gene Ontology annotation, biological process: protein ubiquitination; regulation of canonical NF-kappaB signal transduction. Gene Ontology annotation, cellular component: plasma membrane signaling receptor complex.